This is a messenger RNA of Penicillium diatomitis, 1944 nucleotides long. RefSeq names its product acetyltransferase SAS4-like domain-containing protein. The coding region runs from base 1 to 1944 and encodes 647 amino acids. The transcript is spliced from 2 exons. Gene Ontology annotation, molecular function: histone acetyltransferase activity. The record is from RefSeq and is a predicted model, not a curated record. Lineage: Eukaryota; Fungi; Ascomycota; Eurotiomycetes; Eurotiales; Aspergillaceae. Gene Ontology annotation, cellular component: SAS acetyltransferase complex.
AUGGGCGCCCGGUCACGGUCGUCCCUGCGCGGCACUGUGCGACGGAAGACCGACGACGUACAUCUGAAGCAUGAUCGUCAUGGGCUACCCAUGAAAAGGCAACGGACACUGCACGAUCUCUGGCCGGUCAAUCGUCGCCGAAGCUCCCCGGAUUGCCUCGACGCUACCACCCCAACGCAGGAUUCCGUCGCAAGCAAAGCGCGACACGUCCUCUCUGCCCCCGACACCUCGCGUCCACCGACCUUAACCCACCGCUCACGCCGAGCCUCGUCACCCUCGUCGAACAGCGUCGCGUCCAACGACCGAUUGAGCGUGUCGACAACCCCGCGCGUGAAUCACGGCGAUGGCGUCACAACCCCCGCCGGAGACUGUUCGCGACGCGCGACGGCGACAGCCACGACUCUACUUCGCGACGAUCCAGAGUCGCCAGAUCCCUUGGACACCAUCUCUCCUGCUGUGAAGACCAAAUUGAAGCCCACGCGUUCCGGACUCUUGACCCGGUCGCUGGCUUCAGAACCUAGUCUUGCAGAUUCACCGACCGCCAAGCGCUCCACGCGGCGCAAUGAUUCUCAAAAUGGCGAUUCAGAGACGAAGAAAGCCAAGGCUUCAGCUCCUCCAUCUCUCUUCCAAGAUGGGAUGACACCACUGUCCCCCGACACGCGACCGGCCAAUGCCCCACGACCGCAGGAGCAGAAACCGUCCGAGCCACAUGCUCCAGAUCAAGACUCUUCAGCUGCAGCAACGAGCGAGAGGAGAUCAUUGCGCUCCGCGGAUACUGGCUCACGAUGUAAGAGUGAGUUGGCGCAGUAUUUCCACAAUUACGAGCAGAUUAUCAGUCUCGACGAGCCCGAGCCUGAGCUUCUUGCUUUCAACACCGUGAUCACUGUCGUUGACAACCUUUCCGAGCCGUUGCCGACUGCCCAGCCUGAUCCAUCCCCAUUUGGCAAUCCGUUGCGAAAACUACAUGAUUGCAAAGUCAUCACACUACCAGAGCCUGCUCCGGACUCGGAUCCGGCGGACCCUCUGACCGAAGACCUCUAUUUUCGUGCUCACCGCAGGUUUGAGCGUCAAGAGAAGCAUCUGCGCAACAUUGAGCGUGAUCGUGCACAACACGAAAAACAACAUCUGGAUCGACUUCUCGAGGAGCUUCAAAGUCCCGACUGGCUGCGUGUCAUGGGUCUCACAGGAGUUCACGAGAAUGAGAAGAAGCUUUACGAGCCCAAACGCAAGAUACUCGUUGACGAACUUGUCGCCUUGGUCAACAAGUUCCAAAAGUGGAAGGACGAGGAGCGCAAACGCAAGACGGCCAAAGACAAACACCUGCAUACGGGAGACGCCGAGCCUGACUCACAAGUCGUCAAGGAUACUGCACGCAGGCCACCGGCCAAGGUCGUCGAAGACACGGCUGAGGAAAGCUCCGCUCUAUCCGAUGCUUUGAGUACCCCAGACCCGAGUGAUGUGGAUGCCCUGGCUGCUCGCCAAUUGCAUCAAGAAGCGCGCUCGGCCUCGGUUGCGAAACAGCGCAAAUCUGUAUCGGAGGGUAGUCGAAAACCCAAGACCAAACGCUCCGAGGGAGGUGACGAAUCGAGCUCGGCGUCUGCACACAAAACAAAGCCCAACAAGUCACAAUCCACACCGUUCUCCCACGACGUACGAACACCCGCUGCUCCUUCUCCACCACCUCCGCCCGCUUAUAUGUAUAUCCCACCUCCUCCUGACAAACCAUUUACCUCCUUCUUUGAAGAUUCACAUCAGCGAGAGUUGGCCGUGGCCACUCUCGCUGGCUCCCAACGGGACCGGACUCAUACUGUUCUGGCCUUUGGUCAACCGCUGCCCGAGAUGCCCGAACGAGAAUUCCUUCCACCAGAGGCAAUUCUCACCGACGAAGCACUCCAUGCCUCGCAGCGACAACGUCGACUCUUGAAGCGACGCAAUCGUGGGUGA